Oryza sativa Japonica Group (Japanese rice) is the source of this 4565-nucleotide messenger RNA. RefSeq names its product protein NETWORKED 2D. The record is from RefSeq and is a predicted model, not a curated record. Lineage: Eukaryota; Viridiplantae; Streptophyta; Magnoliopsida; Poales; Poaceae. Gene Ontology annotation, molecular function: actin binding.
ACUGGGCUUUGGCAUUGGGACCGACGUGCGCGUUGCGUCGCGUCGCGUGCGUCUCCCCUCUCUUUGCGUUACUACCUUUUCCUUUUCCUUCUUUCUUCGUUUCUUUCCCCUCUCUUUUGAGAUGAUCCUCCCUUCCUUUUCCUUUAUUUUCUUGAGAGAUGAGAUGUGUUCGAUUUCAGCUUUGAUUAUGCCAAGAAGAACUCCGAUUAUAUACUACUCCACCGUACUAGUAGUAUAGUAGUUGUAAAGAAAGCAAGUUGGGUCAAAGAAAUCGAAGGCGAUCUCGAUCUAUCUAUCUAUCCGUGUAGCACUAGCAGUAGCAGUAGCAGGCAGCCAUAGAUCGAUCCUCGUCGGCGUCGCGCUGUGGUUGCGGCGGAUGCUGCAGCGGGCGGCAAGCAAUGCCUACUCGUGGUGGUGGGCGAGCCACAUCCGCACCACGCAGUCCAAAUGGCUCGACGCCAAUCUCCAAGUCACUACACUAGAUGAGAGUACUAUUAUUUUGGCGCACGCAGAGAUGGAAACCAGAGUCAAGAUCAUGCUCAAGCUCCUGGGAGAGGAAGCCGAUACGUUCGGCAAGAGAGCCGAGAUGUACUACCGCAGGAGGCCAGAGGUGAUUAACCAUGUGGAAGAGGUUUACAGGGCCUACAGAGCUCUCGUUGAACGCUACGACCACUUAUCCAAGGAGCUGCAUAAGGCCAACCACACCAUUGCUACUGCAUGCCCACAACACGACGUCUCCUUGUUACAAGAACAAGACGAUGCUGAAUUCACACCCAUCAGAAUACAGGAAUCCACUACUACUGUACAGGAGGUUUUGAACCCAAAAGGACAUGCGCGCCCCUGUGCUCCUCACUUCACCAAACAGAAUGCGCAACAAGAGAUCGACACACUUCAAAAGGCUAUACUUGUCCUGCAAACCGAGAAAGAAUUCGUUAAGAGCUCUUACGAGACUGGGAUUACCAAGUAUCGGGAGAUCGAGAAGCAGAUUGCAGAUAUGCAGGACCAGGUAUGCCACAUCCAAAAUGAGUUUGAUGCACAUGCGUCCAUCGAGGAUGAUGAAGCCCGUGCCCUGAUGACCAUUACAGCUCUUAGAUCUUGUCAAGGCACAGUAGCUAAUCUUGUGAAAAUAUUUGAAGAGUUAGUCAGGGUUGCAGCAGGGGAGUCCGAAAAAGUAAAUUAUCUCCGACAAAAACUGUAUGCUAUGAACUACAUCAUUGACCCGUCUAAGGGAGAAGUUGGCACAACAAACAUCGCAGUGAAAAAUAGAGUUUAUCCUAAUACUCAGGAAAUACUGGAGCUGCAACCUAUAUAUGAAAAAAUCGAAAAGUUUUUUGAGCUCAACUCUGAAUCUGUUGUGCAGGAGAUGGCAGAGAGAGUUGAUGAGCUUGUUGAUAAGGUCAUGAACUUGGAGCUCAAAUUCCCAAAGCAGUCCGCUCAAAUCAAGCAGCUGAAGGAAGAUAAUGAUAGCCUCAAAGAUAGGUUGGAUGAUCUACAAGAUGAGAUAGCACUUCGAGAUGAUCCAAGUGACUUAAGUGAACAGCUCAAGUUAGCAGAAGAUGAGUUGAACAGAGUCAAGGCUCUUGAAAGAUCUGUUAUUGAGGAAGAAGUUCUUGUUAGCACAGUCUUUUCUGAAGUUGUUAGUUGCAUCACUAAUAUCUCAAAGGCCUUUGGAUCUAUUGAUCCAGAGGACAUGACUAGUUUAUCAGCUGCAGUUGAAAAUGAUGGGGAAAUAACAUCAGAUGAUAUCAGCACCUCACUGCCAGAAGAAGAAUUCAGGGGUACAGAGGAAGCAACUACAGAUGAUAAUUUGGGCAGAGACAGGUGUAGAAAAGAAGAUGCCUCAGGAGUUGAGGGUCAUGAUUCACUAGAUGGUACUGAUGGCAUUGAUGACUGUAAGAAUGGCAACGAGGAAAACUUUCAAAGUGAAAAUCGCUUAAUCCAAGAAGACUUGAUGGAUAAAAGGUCAAUACAAGCUAGCAAUAACAUUGAUCGAAUUGUUAUUCCAGGCAAAGAAAAUGGUUUUAACAACGCAUGUGAAGGCAAAAUAGAUUGCAGCCCAUCAGGUAAUACGAAGAAAUAUAGAGACAUAGGAAAUGAUGUUAUUGACAACUCUGUUCAAGGGGAAAGUUUGAAAGGUGAACAUCCACCAACGGUAAUAAGUCAGACUCACCUCCCACACUCAGAAUGUUUAGAUACUUUAACCAAUAAAAGUGACUCCGAUGAGAAAGGGUCAUCAGUGGUUGUUACUGUGAAUUCAUUCGGAGGCAGCAAGAGAAUACAAGGCUUAAGGAUUGGUGGCGAUGAAAAUUCUAUGUCUGGGAACAGCUUGAUCCAGGAAGAACUCAGAGAUGACAAAUCACUAAAAACACCUGGAUAUGUUAAUUUGGUUGGUUCUACAAACCAACAUAGUUUGAGUGAUGGAAGCACCACUGAAGAAAUCUCAUUACCCAAAGUUUCUAAUAGUUGUUUCAGUGAUGCAGAUAUGAGACUGGAAUUAUGUCAUACUGAAGAAGCAAUAUCUGUUGAAGAAUGGCCAAAACAAGAUGGUCAGCUGAUUGCCCCAGAAACUAUGAAAAGUUUGAACGGAGGCAGCAAAGUUGACUCAUCUGAGAAAGGUGGCCGCACUUCAUUAGAGCAUAUGAACAGCAUACAGGAUUUGAAGACUAGUGAACUUGUGGAUGCACAUUCGUCAAGAGUGUAUCAGCAAGUACCCAAAGUAACAACAAAAUCAAACAAUAUUGCUAGUUGCAUUCCUCAUGGUGAGCUAGAGAUGAGAAGUUCGGAUGGCAGAGAACAUACAAGACAAGCAAGUACCUUGAGCAAGCCUGGAAGCAUGAGCUUGCGCGUCAAUUCUAGUUUGGUUGCAGAAAGAGAUGCACCUAGCUGGCAGGAGUUUCUCCUUGAUGGCAUUGAAGGUAGAGAAGCAUUAUUGCUAGACGACUACACUUUAAUUCUCCGGAACUAUAAAGAAACAAAGAGAAGGCUUGCUGAAUUGGAAAAGAAAAAUGAGCAACAUCCCAAAGAGACAAAGACAGUAAUAAGGGAGUUGAGGAAUGCAAAUUCCAUGAAAUAUGUUGAGAUCCAGUCCCUAAGAGAUCUCCUGGAUCCUUCAGAAGAUAUAUCAUCCACACAUAGUAAAAUGGGUUUUAACAGAUCAAAUCAUCCUUUGGACACAGAAAUUUCUGUGCUGGAGGGAAUCGAUGUAAGACACACUGGUGUACGGAAGAAUACUUCACCUUUCGAAGUGAAGUUCAGAUCUGAGAUUGAUGCUCUGGUUGAGGAAAACUUGCAGUUCUUGGUAAGGUUUAGCAUGGCUUGCCACCGCAUGCAGGACUUUGACAGCAAAUAUCAGGAGCUACAAAAGGGAAUGGGGGAUUUUGAAGUUAAGAAGACAGGAGAACCUGAUGCUGCAGCCGAGUCUGAUCCUGCUGAAAAGAAGUUGAGAGAGCUAAGAACUGAACUGGAUGUAUGGUUUGAACAGAAUGCACUUCUUGAUCAAGACCUGCAGCUCAAAACCAUGUCUCUUUGCAGAUUGCAGGAGGAGAUAGCUGAAGCCUUGCGUGCUAGCGCAGAGACUGAUGGUGGUAGGUUUACACCAUACGAAGCAGCCAAGUUUCAAGGGGAGGUACUGAACAUGCAACAGUCUAGUGGUAAGAUCGAGAGGGAGUUACAGUCAGCACUGAAGCGCAUGAGAGAACUUGAAGGCAAGGUCAAUGACGGCUUGCAGAAGCUGCGUGAGAGCUUUGAUCUUUCAUGCAGGAGGUCAUCUUUGGUGGAGGAAGAAAGCAGCAGCACCAGCUACCACAGCCAAUUCAAACACUUCCCGACUAGAACAAGAGUGCCAUUGCGGAACUUCCUAUUCGGCACAAAGCCGAAGAAGAAAUCAAUAUUUGCCUGCAUAAAUCCUACGUUGCAGAAACAGUUCAGCGAUCUGUGAGUUGGCAGACACUGUAGAAUACAUGUACUCCCUCUGUUCCAAAAAAAGACAAACCCUGGUUCCGUACCCGUUUGACCGUCCGUCUUAUUUGAAAAAAUUAUGAAAAAAAAAAUAAAAAGACAAGUCGCGCAUAAAAUAUUAAUCAUGUUUUAUCAUCUAACAACAAUGAAAAUACGAAUUAUAAAAAAAAUUUAUAUAAGACAGAUAGUCAAAAUUGGACACGGAAACCCAGGGUUUGUCUUUUUUUUGGGACGGAGGGAGUAACUAGUAACCAUUCAUAUACUUGGGUUCGCUUGGAGCUGGACCACAGGCGGUCGAAUCUCGUGGUGUCACCCAGCUUAUUAGAUGGGAACACAUGCUUGUUACCAUAGAUUUGCUAUUAUUUUGGAGGCAAAACUUAUUGGCAUUUGAUAUAUUGUACACAAGGGUAGUCUCUAGUGUUAAAAUUAUGGUUUCUGAGAGUAGAACAUGAGUUUUAAUUUUGAGGGAGUUCCAUGGAGAGCUAGCUCCGGCCAUCUGAUGCACGCAUCACGCUUGUCAUUUUAGCGAUCUGUAUGCAACCUAGCUAUUUCAUUAAUUUGUUCAUUACAUUGACUACUCAAAAAGAGGCCCUGUAUAUUAAUUACUA